Molecule: messenger RNA, 726 nt
Organism: Oncorhynchus tshawytscha (Chinook salmon)
Lineage: Eukaryota; Metazoa; Chordata; Actinopteri; Salmoniformes; Salmonidae
Product: vegetative cell wall protein gp1-like
Exons: 1
Coding region: 1-726 (241 amino acids)
Source: RefSeq, a predicted model, not a curated record
AUGGGGCCUGAGUCAGGUUGCACUGGUCCUCCCACCACCACCAAGCCCUGCUCCCCUCUCCUCUACCAACGCCACCACCCAGUCCUGCUCCCCUCUCCUCUACCAACGCCACCACCCAGUCCUGCUCCCUCUCCUCUACCAACGCCACCACCCAGUCCUGCUCCCCUCUCCUCUACCAACGCCACCACCCAGUCCUGCUCCCCUCUCCUCUACCAACGCCACCACCCAGUCCUGCUCCCCUCUCCUCUACCAACGCCACCACCCAGUCCUGCUCCCCUCUCCUCUACCAACGCCACCACCCAGUCCUGCUCCCCUCUCCUCUACCAACGCCACCACCCAGUCCUGCUCCCCUCUCCUCUACCAACGCCACCACCCAGUCCUGCUCCCCUCUCCUCUACCAACGCCACCACCCAGUCCUGCUCCCCUCUCCUCUACCAACGCCACCACCCAGUCCUGCUCCCCUCUCCUCUACCAACGCCACCACCCAGUCCUGCUCCCCUCUCCUAUACCAACGCCACCACCCAGUCCUGCUCCCCUCUCCUAUACCAACGCCACCACCCAGUCCUGCUCCCCUCUACUCUACCAACGCCACCACCCAGCCCUGCUCCCCUCUAUUCUACCAACGCCACCACCCUGCCCUGCUCCCCUCUCCUCUACCAAUUCCACCACCCUGCCCUGCUCCCCUCUCCUCUACCAAUGCCACCACCCAGCCCUGCUCCCCUCUAG